Messenger RNA from Peronospora belbahrii, 735 nucleotides. The record is from the annotation of a GenBank genome assembly. Lineage: Eukaryota; Oomycota; Peronosporomycetes; Peronosporales; Peronosporaceae.
AUGCUUGGUCUUCGGGCGCCAUUCCGACACCUACGAAGUUCUUCCUCUGCUCUAUCUCGUCUUACUGCCGCUUCUUCGCAGUCAUUGUGGCAAGAUGUAUACAAUCUGGACGCUACACAAUGUCAUGACUCUUUGGUAAAUGAAGAAGAUUUGCAGAUUAUGCUGGACGUCAUUACGGAGGACGAAGAGCUGGUGGUAGCUGACGAAUGCUCGCGCUUCUUAAAGCGUCGCCGCUACGAGAAGAACCAUUGGGACAAUGUUAUUGUCAAGUUUAAGGAAAUGGAAUGCUCACGCUGGUCUAAUGAGACGUUACGCAUUUUGCAGAAGAUCCGCGAGGCUGUCAUCCUGCCCAAAGAACUCAAGUACUUUCCAGCUGUACAUGUGAUUGAAUUGGCAGAAGAUGGAUACAUUAAACCACACAUUGAUUCUAUCAAGUUUUCUGGUCGUGUGGUGGCUGGUGUAAAUCUUCUAUCUCCUUGUGUCAUGAGGCUCAAAGAAGAGCAUGGACAUUCGGUCAUUGAUGCCUAUCUCCAACGGCGCUCCAUGUACAUGAUGACUGGGAGGAUUCGGUAUCACUACACUCAUGAGAUCAUACCGGGUAUCCAGAUGUUCAAAGGUCAAGUGCCCGUGAACCGCACACAUCGCAUUUCUAUCAUGCUACGUGAUGAGUAUUUGGAAGAACACGUCGCCAAGUAUCACAAACUAUACGCAAAACCAGACACUAAGAUGCAGUGA